CCAAAACGCGCGUGGCUAGCUUAGACUUAGAGAAUGGAGCCGACGAUGGAGUCGGACAAGGAGAUGGAGAUGGAGAUGGCGAUGGAGGCGGCGGAGGGGAUGAGCUGGAAGGCGCUGUUCGAGCGGCGGGUGGUGAUGGCGGACGCGCACUGCCGCAAAGCCGACAGCCUGCUCCACGGCCUCGUCGUCAUCUUCACCGAGCACGAGGCGCGCGACAUGCGGGCGUGCGGCGGGGAGGAGGCGCGGCGCGGCCUCGAGGACGCCCACGCGCAGCUCGGCCUCGCCCUCGCCAGCAUGGGCGCGGCCCGCCACCUCGCGCUCCGGUGCGCCGCCCGCCGCGCGCUCGACCCCGGCUCCAGCUCCGAGUCCGACCCGACCACGUCGACGUCCACGCCGCCGCUCUCCCCCUCCUCCUCCUCCGUCGCCGACCCCGAAGCGCGGCGCGUGCUGGCCCUGCUCCGGGAGGCCACCGAGCUCGUCUACCGCGUGCACGACCUGGUGGAGGGCGCUCGCGCCCAUAUGGGCGCCGCCGAGUCCCUCCUCCUGGCGCUGGGCCUGGACGAGGACGACGACGGUGGCCGCGACCGUGGCUCCGCUCCCUGGGUUCACCCGCCCUGCGUCGCCGAGCAGCUCGACGGCACCAUGGACCUCGGCGAGGCGUUCGCGCGGGCGUUGGACCUCCUCAUGCUCACCACGGAGGCGGGCGAGGCGGCGUUCCGCGUCGCCGCCGAUUGAGGCCUCGAUCCGCGCUCCGGGCUCCUGUUGCUCUGUUCGACCGGUCGGUUUGGUGACUUUGGUCCAUCCGCUUGCUCAAUUUCGUUUUGCUUUCCACGCCGUAGCUUGCGUGACAUGAUCGUGAGAUGGCACACGUCGCUCCUCAGAAGGUGUUGAUGAUCCGAGAACAUAAUUCGAUCGUGUCGUAGGUUAGUUAGCUGCUUGUGUUGCUCGACUCUUGGAACGGUCGAUCAUCCAAUGUUGUUUCUUGUUGAUCAAUCAGCGAUGAUUUUGCUCGUUAACCUGUUGCCUGCAAUGUUCCUACUCCCUACCUUUCUUCCUUGGAAUUGAGCGUCGAUCAUAGUAGUACAUCAUAUAAUUUUUUUGAGCAAAGUCCGGUUUUCUCCCCUAAACUUUUCACUUAGCUCAUAUUUUCCUCCUAAACUAGAGAGGACUUUGUUCAUUUUUCUUUU
Molecule: messenger RNA, 1187 nt
Organism: Lolium perenne
Lineage: Eukaryota; Viridiplantae; Streptophyta; Magnoliopsida; Poales; Poaceae
Source: RefSeq, a predicted model, not a curated record